This is a messenger RNA of Paramisgurnus dabryanus, 4842 nucleotides long. It is a transcript of the gene inpp4aa, whose product is annotated as inositol polyphosphate-4-phosphatase type I Aa. Gene Ontology annotation, molecular function: phosphatidylinositol-3,4-bisphosphate 4-phosphatase activity. The record is from RefSeq and is a predicted model, not a curated record. Gene Ontology annotation, cellular component: cytoplasm. Lineage: Eukaryota; Metazoa; Chordata; Actinopteri; Cypriniformes; Cobitidae.
CGUCAAGCCAGGGCGAGUCCACAAUGCAGAGCGACUGAAAGAGCUGCGGAGAUCUCGGUGUAUGAAAACACAGCCAAUAACAUGGAGCAUAUCGGUGACUGAAACGCUUUCAGAUUCAACUUGAAGAAUUUACCAAACACAUAAACCGGGAGUGUGAAAGAGACUCUUAUAGGACGUGAAACAAGCUGGAGUCAAGAUGGCUGGUAGACAGCGCAGUCCACGCCACAGGCCAUGGUCCGUGUACCGAGCUAACACGUUUGAUCUGUCCUCUGAGAUGAUGGGGUUGGCACUUACAGGAAACAGUCAGGAUCCCGAUGAACCUGUUCUUGAGUUCAGUCUGGUAUGCAGUGAGCUGGUCACCCCAUCACUGGAUCGCAAGCCCAGUAGCUUUGUAGCCGUGAGCUGCACAACACCUCCGCAGGCAUUUUGGACCAAACACACACAGACUGAAAUUAUAGAGGGCACCAGUAAUCCGAUCUUCUUGAGCAGCAUUGCCUUCUUCCAGGACUCAUUAAUUACACAGCAGACCCAAAUUAAGCUGUCCGUCUAUGAUGUGAAAGACCGCUCGCAGGGGACUAUGUACCUGCUCGGUUCAGCUAUGUUUACAGUAAAGGAACUGCUUCAAGAUAAACACCACAAAUUACACAUCAUGCUGCGGUAUGAAAAUAUGAAACUACUAUCAGCAGAGAAUGAGGUGAUUGGAAACAUCACCAUCAUUGCAUGGAUGAUUGAGGAAAGGAAGGACCAGCGAGCUCCUCUGGCACGUUCAGACACAGUCAAUGGCAGGAUGGUGUUACCUGUUGAUGAAAGUCUGACCGAAUCCAUGGGAGUGAAAUCAAAAUCAGCCUCCUUGUGUAAAGACAGUCUUUUAAAGGCAGUAUUUGGAGGCACUAUUUCACGGAUGUACCGAUUACCCACCACGGACGGAAAUCACCUGCGUGUCCUGGAGCAGAUGGCGGAGAGCGUGCUUUCCCUGAACAUACCCAGACAAUUUGUAAAACUACUACUUGAGGAAGAUGCUGCCAGGGUGUGUGAGCUUGAAGAGCUGGGCGAGUUGUCACCCUGCUGGGAAAAUUUGCGGAGACAGAUCAUCGCACAGUAUCAAAACAUCAUUCUCACCUAUCAGGAGACUCUCAGUAAUUUACAUGAGUACAAGGGUCCUUCCUUCAAAUCAAGCACUCUAAAAGGAGAGAAAAAGCUGGAGUUUGUACCUACAAACCUCCAUGUUCAGAGGAUGAGAGUGCAGGGUAAGUCUGGCUAUGAUCGCACAUAUGAUGUGGUGACCACAGGAGCUCCUGCGGCCCAUCAUCAAGGCUUUAAGGGCAACGGACUGAAGAGACUUAUUCAGAAAUUUGAGGAUGCCAAAAAGCAUGCUUUUGAGGGUGAAGGUGCCAGUGAAUCAGUUUCACGUUCAAUGCGGUACCAGCCACAGGAUGUGCUGAAAGCUAAAGAAAUCAUUUCCCAUAUCAACACUCUCAAGACUCAGAUCAGCUACUACACAGAGCGACUCUCCCGUGCUGCCAAAGAACGCUCAACCAAUGCCCUGGAGAGGACUCUGGCUAUACUCACGGAGAAGACACGCCAGCUGGUGACGGUCUGUGACAGUAAACUGCUAACUACAGCUAUCCAAGCACUAAAUGCUGCACGGCCAGAGUUUAUCGCCUCCAGAGGUUCCCCCUCUGCCCAUGACAAUGAGCGUGUGGUCCUGAGGAAUGACCAGGGCUCUCCGCAGGCCAAGUGGAGUGGGAAGGCCAACAGAGCCUCCAUGAAUCUGACCUGGCAGGAGGAGGAAUGGGAAAAGGUUUGGCUCAACGUGGAUAAGAGUCUUGAGUGUGUGAUCCGCUGUGUGGACAGACUCCUGACGAGAGAGCGUUCACAGAGCGACAGCAGUGAGGACGUCUUCCUCUGUGACCAGCAGGCUGAUAGCGGCAAGAGAGGUAGCCGAGGCAAUGCAUUCUGGGUCAACCCUGGUGACGGGCUCUCCUCCCCUUCCUCAUCGCACCCUCUUUCAAAUCAAUCCUCUUCAUCAUUAUUUUUAUCAUCAUCACCUUUACUGACCCCUGCAUGUUCAUCCAGACACUCCUAUAGUCCCAGUGUAGAGGGAUCCUCUCCUGGUGAAUGGAGUGAAGCUCUGUAUCCACUCCUGACCACUCUGAAUGAGUGCGUAGCCAUGAUGAGCGACAAAGCCAAGAAGUCCAUGGUGUUUGUGCUGAUGCAGGACAGCGCACCUACUAUUGCCAUGAAUUUGGCGCUACAGUACCGAAGAGAUGUGGUUUUCUGCCAAACGCUGACCGCUUUGAUCUGUGGAUUUAUACUAAAACUGAGGAACUGUCUCAGUGACAACGGCUUCCUCAGGCAACUCCACACUAUCGGCUUACUGGCCCAGUUUGAGGGUCUGCUAAGCACAAAUGGGGAGGAGCUAGCCAUGUUGGAAGACAUGAGUGUCGGUGUCACGGACCUGCGAAACGUUACCUUUAAAGUUACCCAGGCAACCUCCAGCUUCAGCCCCGACAUGCUGCCGGUUAUCACGGGUAACCGGGAUGGGUUUAAUGUGCGCGUGCCCCUACCAGCGGUGAUGUUUGAUGUGUUGCCACGGGAAAUCCAAAAUGGGAUGCUGCUGCGGGUUCAACCUGUAUUAUUCAAUGUAGGAAUUAACGAGCAACAAACGCUAGCAGAAAAGUUUGGAGACACAUCGCUACAAGAGGUUGUGAAUGUGGAGAGUUUAGCUCGGCUUACAUCCUAUUAUGACCAGUUUAAGGAAGUGCUGCCUGAAGACUGUCUGCCCCGCUCUCGCAGUCAAAACUGUAUACCUGAGCUACUCAAAUUCCUCAGCCAGAACGUCAGCAUCAGGAAGAGCAAAAAUGUGGACAUCCUGUCGCAGGCAGCAGAGAUUUGUCGGCGUCUGAAUGGUGUGCGGGUGACCAGCUGUAAGAGUGCAAAGGAUCGUACGGCCAUGUCAGUGACCCUGGAGCAGUGCCAGAUCUUACAGCAUGAGCACUGUAUGGCUCCGCAGGUCUUCAACCAGGCACUGGACUGCAUGCGCAGUGAAGGCUGCAGAAGAGAAAACACAAUGAAAAAUGUUGGAAGUCGCAAAUACGCCUUCAACUCUCUACAGCUGAAGACGUUCCCCAAACAGUACAGACCACCAGAGGGAACCUACGGGAAAGUAGAAACUUGAUUUGAUAAGCAGUCAGCUGUUCUGGCCCACCGCAGCCGGCUACUAAAGCUGCAUGUUUCUCUGUAUCUUUAUUACCACAUAUCUGAAGGAACUUUAUAUUAUGCACAGUCAUGCUCUGUUUAUCAUGCAUAUGACAAUGUUAAACUCCAAGAUCUUAAUGUUCCCUGGCCUCCAACAUUUUAUAAUUUGUGGUUCUGGGAAAAAGGGAGAUUUGAUUGGUUGUUGCACUUGGGUCAGGUACAACUAUGAAGGAUGCUUAGUUAUUUAAUAUCCUAAAUUACUCAAUCCCAAAGCACUCAUUAAAUCAAGGUUUAGUUAACAUUUACAUUUAAAAUACCUUCUAAGGUUUGCUCUUGGUACAAAAUACAAAGGUCAGACAUAUCAGCACUAAAGCAAAGCUGUAGUUUAUCACUCUGUCGAGUAAUACUUCAGUAGGCUAUAGGUAACGUGUAAGUGUUGUGGUAGAGUAGACGACUUGUUUCCAAAGUCAGUUUUCACAUCUGUAAAGAAAGGUUAGGUUAAGAAAAUCCAUACAGUAUAUGCACAAAUUAUUAACACGAAAAAAUGUGUAUUACCACUCCAUUGAAAGUACACACAAUGCUGUUUGCCUUAAGAGAGUCCGCUGUUGCAAUCUCCCCCAAUGUCAUGAUAAACAUGAAGAUAUUUCUAAUCUGUGUAUGAUUAUUUGUGAUGUGGCAGAGUAUAUUUUAUUUAUUAACUCUCUUUACUUUGCUUUACUGUAGACCUUUACCCUGUUGACUGCAUAACACCUGUUUUGCAUUGUACAGGUUAUAUAGUUUAAGAAAAGCUUUCUCAUACUGUUGCCAAGCACAGCUAGUCUUUGUACAGUGAGUAUACAGUGUGAAUAAAUGUUAUUUAACUUUUUAUGGAGAUGUGUAAGGAGACACUAUACAUUGAUAUGUACAUUGAUUGUUUCUAUGUUUUCGUGUAGGAGUUGACAUGUGUAUAUAGGUUAUAAACGUCAGUACUGAUUUAUGGAGGAACACUGGUGAAACUGGUCUUUAAAUGUGAAGAAUAUUUCCUGCACCGUUUUGUUUUGGUAAUUCGUAAAGCAGAAUGAUACUCUUAGACUAUUUAUAUUAUUGGAAUAGAAACCAUGAUGUUCAUUCUGCAAUGAAGAACAUAAUGAUAAUAAUAAUAACAACUUUAUAGAGCCUCUGUAAACGACAUAAAAAUUGGCCUGAUGUCUCCACAAAAUGUGUAGGUUGUUUUAAUGUAUCAAUACAUGUAAACAGUCUUUCACGCUGCACAAAAUAAUGGUUUGUAGUUUCUAUGGCUGAAAUAGCUUACAAUGCAGCUGUGUCUUAGCCUCUGCUUGCAUGAUGCAGGACACAUUGUAAAAUACUGAUAAUAAUAAAAGAUUUAAUUAAUAGGCUCAGCAUGCAAGUGAUUGUUUUAUUUUAUUUAAGCAUUGACAUUUCCUUAUUUUUAGUUUACAUGUACAGAUUUGUGAAAUUUACAUUUGAUUACUGUUUUUAUUUUUUUUUACGUUUACAUGUAUGAUUUUUUUAUUACACUGUGUGUAAAAGCAGGCUGCUCUUGUUGAUCUUUCACUUUCCCUAUUUUUAUUAUUUUAGUUUUUUUCUUUGUAUAGUUUAAUUUUAAUGCUGUACAAAAUAUUCUCUCUUUUUUCUCCUAACACA